UUUUUUUUUGCAAAGUUUUAUUCUUUGUUUUAUUUGUACAUAAUUUACGUGGUGUGAGGUAUUAACAGUUUUGUGACAAUGCCAAGUAAAAAGAAAAAAUAUAAUGCACGAUUUCCAGCAGGUAGAAUAAAAAAAAUUAUGCAGACUGAUGAAGAAGUUGGAAAAGUCGCACAAGCAGUGCCAAUUAUAAUUUCUAGAACAUUAGAGCUGUUUGUACAUUCAUUACUUACAAAAACUAUGGAAAUUACAAGUGCCAAAAAUGCCAAAACAUUGAGCCCAUCUCAUAUGAAACAGUGUAUUUUAUCAGAAAACCGCUUUGAUUUUUUAAAAGAUUUAGUGAAAUCUUUACCAGAUGUAUCAGGACCUGAUGAGGAUGUGCCUACACCACCAUUAACACCUGCUCCAAUAAAUGCAAAUGCAUCAAACACAUCAAUUUGCACACCUACAAUACGACAUUCAGAUGUAGGAAUUCAAAAGCAGCAAAUGGGAUUAACUAAUGAAGUAAAUAUAGAACAUAAAAAUUUAAAAGACAAUGGUGGAACAAGUGCUGUUAAUGAAAUGAUUAAAAAUACAACUGUCCCUCAAGUUCCAGAAUUUCAAAUAUCUGUGCCUGCAUCAUUUCAAAUUAGUCAACCUAAUUUUUAUACAGAAGUUAAUCCUAUGAAUUUAAGUACAAAUACAUCUGGUGUAAAUACAAAUAAUCAACCAACAUCAAAUUUUGCUCAUACUGCUACUUUGGAUGAAGAUUAUGAUACAUAG
Eufriesea mexicana is the source of this 759-nucleotide messenger RNA. RefSeq names its product negative cofactor 2 alpha (gene NC2alpha). Gene Ontology annotation, cellular component: negative cofactor 2 complex; nucleus. Gene Ontology annotation, biological process: transcription by RNA polymerase II. The transcript is spliced from 5 exons. The record is from RefSeq and is a predicted model, not a curated record. Lineage: Eukaryota; Metazoa; Arthropoda; Insecta; Hymenoptera; Apidae. Gene Ontology annotation, molecular function: core promoter sequence-specific DNA binding; RNA polymerase II general transcription initiation factor activity; protein heterodimerization activity. The coding region runs from base 79 to 759 and encodes 226 amino acids.